Oryza brachyantha (malo sina) is the source of this 2721-nucleotide messenger RNA. RefSeq lists its product as uncharacterized. The transcript has 7 exons. The coding region runs from base 1 to 2721 and encodes 906 amino acids. Lineage: Eukaryota; Viridiplantae; Streptophyta; Magnoliopsida; Poales; Poaceae. The record is from RefSeq and is a predicted model, not a curated record.
AUGGACUUGGGACUUUGCUAUUCUGGUUAUCCCGCGGUACUAGAGGGAUAUAGUGAUUCAGAUUGGAUCUCAGAUGCUGAUGAGAUCAAAGCCACUAGUGGAUAUGUCUUCACACUAGGUGGUGGUGCUAUUUCAUGGAGGUCUUGCAAACAGACCAUUUUGACGAGGUCAACCAUGGAAGCAGAGCUUACGGCUCUAGAUACUGCUACUGUUGAGGCAGAAUGGUUGAGAGAUCUACUAAUGGAUCUACCAAUUGUUGAAAAACCUGUGCCAGCUAUCCUAAUGAACUGUGACAAUCAAACUGUGAUUGUUAAGGUGAACAGUUCUAAGGAUAAUAUGAAAUCGUCUAGGCAUGUGAAGAGACGAUUGAAGUCUGUCAGGAAAUUGAGAAACUCUAGAGUUAUAAUGUUGGAUUACAUCCAAACAGCUAGAAACCUGGCAGAUCCCUUUACUAAGGGGCUAUCACGGAAUGUGAUAGACACUGCAUCAAAGGAGAUGGAUUGCCAUGAGCUGGAAUACCUACCAGAAGAUUUUGGGAAUAUUUGUAAACUUGCGGUUUUGGACUUGUCUGGUUGCUACAAGAUUAAAGUGCUGCUAGAAACUUUUUGCCAACUUAUGGGUUUGAAAGACCUUAAUCUUUCAGACUGCCAUGGACUACAACAACUCCAUGAAAGCUUUGGUGAUCUUUCUGAGAUCCAAUCAUUGAACCUCACAAAUAGCAUUAGUAAGAUGACUAGUCUCAUCGAGCUUAACAUUGCUACAGGACAACAAAGAGUGCUUGAUAAGGUCCAAAGUAUUAGAGAACAUCUAAAUUUGCCUAGAGCUAUAAAACAUGAUGUACAUGAGAUGGAAAAUGUUGGUUCUAGUAGUAUAGUGGAGCUUGGGCGACUGCAUUGUCAUGAGCUGAUAGUCCAUUGGGAACAUGGUGGCAUAAGAAAUGUGGACAAGGAUAAAUUGGUGCCGGAGAACCUCGUACCUCCACGGACUCUUGAGAGCUUUGGAUUGUAUGGGUACAUGUGCAAGGAUUUUCCUACUUGGGUGUCUGGCAUCUCCUCAUAUCUCCCUUAUCUCAUGUGCCUUAGGCUCGCUAAUUUAGCAAAAUGUGAUCAUCUUCCUGCAUUUGGACAGUUGCCAAACCUAAGAAAUUUCUGUAUGGAGGACAUACCUAGCGUCAGGAAAAUUGGGAGGGAGUUCUAUGGAGAUGAAGGAAAUUGUAAGAAAUUAAAGGUUAUUCGGUUGGAAAGAAUGGAUAACUUGGAAGAAUGGUGGACAACACGGUCUGGUGAAGAAGAUAAAGAGUUCUUAAUCCGGUCUGGUGAAGAAGAUAAAGAGUUCUUAAUCCCUAAUUUGCAUCUUCUGCAGGUUACUGACUACCCAAAGUUGAGUUUCCUACCGUGGGGCAGACUUGAACACCUUGCCACCCUUGAGAUCUUUUAUGCUAAAGGCUGCAGUGGCUCCCGGACCUUGCUAGACAUCAUUAAGUGCUUCCUCUCCCUUAGAGUGCUACAUUUGAUUUCUCAAGAGGACAUGGAAAUAUUGCCGGAAUGGUUAGGGCAGCUCGUUUCCCUAGAUGAAAUUAACAUCGAUAAUUGCCGCAAUCUAACAUCUCUACCUAAAAGCAUACAAAACCUUCCUGCCUUAAGAGAACUGUGGUUGCGGGAACGCAAAGGGCUGGAGAUACUGCCAGAAGGGCUGGGGCAGCUCGCUUCCUUGAAAAAGCUUCUCAUUAUGGAUUGCCCCAAGUUGACUUUUCUCCCUGAAAGCAUGAUGAAUCUUACUGGCCUUGAAGAGCUAUGGUUGGGAGGUUUCAAUAGCCUACCGGAAUGGAUAGGGCAGUUGAGUUGUCUAAAAGAAAUUAACAUCUUUGAUUCCCCCAACAUGACGUGUUUGCUAGAGAGCAUGCAGAACCUUAACAACCUGAAGAAACUUUACAUUUGGAACUGCCCAAGACUGAUCGAGAGGUGCCGGGAGGAGGAUGCCAACAAGAUUUCUCACAUCCCUAGAGUUAUAUUAGAUGGCAAAAGAGUCAUACCAGGGCAAGCAAUCGAAGGGCCAGAGGAGUCUGUGGACAUGGCUGCUUUGACUUUAGAUUCGCUUUACACUAAACUCAAAACUCAUGAGAUGAAUAUUCUAUCCCGUAAAGUUGAGUCUAAGUCUAAUGCUUUGGGUUCUGCUGCAUCGUCUUUCGAUAAUGGCUCUUCUUCAUUGGCACUUAAUGCUUUUUCUGCUUUUAACGUCAUGUCCGAUGAUCAACUCGAGCAACUCGAGGAGGAGGACUUGGCUGCGCUUAUUAACAUGUUGUCUCGAGCUAUGAAUAAUAUCAGGUUCAAGAAAAGAGUAGGUCCAGUUCGUUGCUUUGCAUGUGGAGGGCUAGAUCACAUCCGAUCUCAUUGUCCCAAGCUAGGGAGAGCGAAGAAGGACGACAAUGGAGACAAGUUCAAGGAUGAUAAGCCGAGGAGUUCAUUCAGAGGAAUGAGGUCAAAGAAAUCUCUCAAGAAGAUGUUGGAUCAAGUCUGCGCCGCCUUUGAGCCACUAAGCGAUGGAGAUGGAGAUAAUGAAGAAGAUGAAAAUAAAGGAAGGCACAUCUCCGGUGUUUGCCUCAUGUCGCGUGAUGAAUCAGAUUCAGAGGGUGAGAACAAUAAGCACAAGAUGUUAUUAAAAUGUCAUACUUUUGCAGAGGGAAUCAGAGUGAGGAGAAUUCUUGCGCAGGACAGAUCUUAA